Molecule: messenger RNA, 5170 nt
Organism: Alosa sapidissima (American shad)
Lineage: Eukaryota; Metazoa; Chordata; Actinopteri; Clupeiformes; Clupeidae
Product: interphotoreceptor matrix proteoglycan 1
Exons: 18
Coding region: 48-4343 (1431 amino acids)
Biological process (GO): visual perception
Source: RefSeq, a predicted model, not a curated record
UUUUCCUUUUACAUUAAUCUGGGGAAAGAAUACAAACCUUCUUCACCAUGCCUUUGAAGUGCGAGCUUUUCAUCACCCUGCUCCUCUUUGUCAUCCUCGGAGUUGCAGACCAGCACAGUUACAGCACCCUCAAUCCAGCUGACGCCAUCAACUCACUGCGCUUAAGAGAACUGAUAGGCACAACCAAGCAGAGUGCUGGCGUCACGACAGGGUUUGAGCUGAAACCUCACCGGACGAAGAGAGCCGCGGUCUUCCGCUCCGGAGUAAAAGUGUGUCCCCAAGAGACCAUACGAGAGGUCAUUGCGAGUCACCAAGCCUACUACAAGCUCAGAGUUUGUCAGGAGGCCGUCUGGGAAGCCUUCCGGAUUUUUUUCGACCGGAUUCCGGGAACCACGGAGUACCAACGCUGGGUCCACACGUGCCAGCAUGAGUCCCUCUGCAUAUCGGACCUCGCCAACAACUUCAGCAGCUCGGAAGAGCACCUCAACAUGAUAUACCGGAGGAUGAACUUGCGGCCGGACCAGCUACCAGGACGACAUGUGGUGCCAGAGAAGCCAGCUGAGGAGGCGGGAACAGAAGAGGGUGCCCAGACAGACUCAGGAGAGGAGGGAGAGUCACCUGCUGUUCCGGACGCCCCCGACGCCACUCUUGGCACUCCGAGCGAAGGCCACGAAGGCCAUGAAGGCGAUGAAGGCACUGAGACAGCUGAGGAGGACUCUGACCUCCCCAAUGUGGUGCCAGAGCAAUCUGUGGAGCAGACAGUGGAAUUCACCAUCAACCUGGUGGACCCUGGUUACAGGGAACUACUGGACGACGCUGACUCUCCUCAGUACCACGACCUGUCUAGACACCUACAAGAGCAGAUGUUGCACGUCUUCAACAAACUACCCGGAUUCAAGGAGAUUAACGUUUUGGGAAUCAGCGCAACGGAAGGAGAUGAUGGUUCUGGAGGAAUCUCAGUCCACUACGCUGUCCUGUUUGAGAACAUCGGCCCUGAUGCUACAGCAGAAGGGACAGAGGGAGACACAGACACAGAUUCACUACCCAGCCUUACAGACUUGAUGACCACUGCCCUGAGUGAAGAGGCAACUCUUCCAGUUGAUCUCAGCACACUUGUCUUUGGCCCAGAAGUAAGUCCUCUGGAACCAGAUGUUAAUGAACCGGAACUGGUUGAUGCAACUGAAGAGACUAUGGAGCCAGAUUCCUACAAUGACCUGGACGUGUCAGAGGGGGCAGAGGAACCUGAAAACUCUGAGGAGGAGCAGACACAUCCUGAUAUUUCUCCUGAGGAGGAGAAUGCUCUGGAGACUUUGUUAGAGCCCACAGUUGGCAGCGAGGACUACCCUGACAUCCCAACAGACGAAGAAUCUGAACCAACUAGCCCUCCAGAGGAAGAGGAGCCAUUCAUCACCCAUAUGAUUGAGACCAUCAUCCAAGAUGGAACUGGUGAACUUGUAAGGGACUACAUUCCUCAUGCUCCAGAAGACGAUACUGCUGUUGAACCACCCGGUGAGGAUGAAUCUAUAAUAUCAGAAGCAGAGGCGGAAGAAGAGGCACCUGUUAGUGAUCUCUUACCAAACCUCAUUACAGAGGAACUGCCUGACUCUGAACCAGAUGAAGAGGUUGGUCUGGAUAGUGACUUGCCCAAUGUGAUAUCAGAGGAGGACAGUCUACCAGGCUCCACUACUGAAACUCUAUUGACAGUGGCCACAGUAAGCCCAGAACAUUCCGAGGACUCUGAUUCCAGCCUUCCAGUGACCACCCUCUCAGCAAUAACACACCAGCCCCCCACUGAACCACUUGGAGAUGUAGAAGAGGCUGAGGAGGUGGCAGUAGAGGAAGAGGAAGUAAUGGUGGAGACACCUGAAAGUGAGAAAGGAGCACCUGAGGAAGAAACACCUGGGGUCUCUGAACCUGGGGAGGAAUUGGCACCAGAGGAAGAAGUAGUGGUAGAAGUUGAAGACGAAGUGAAUGAACCUGAGGAGGAGCCAGGUGAACCCGAAGUAGAAGUUGUUAAAGAAGAAGAGACUGAACCUGAAGAUGAAGUUAGUGCCCCAGAGAAGGACGCUAGUGAACCAGAAGAGGAAGUGAGUGAACUGGAAGAGGAAGUGAGUGAACCGGUAGAUGAACCAGAAGAGGAAGUGAGUGAACUUGAAGAGGAAGUGAGUGAACAGGAAGAGGAAGAGAGUGAACCUGAGGAGGAAGUGAUUGAACCUGAGGUGGAAGUCAGUGAACCUGAGCAGGAAGUUAGUGAACAGGAAGAGGAAGUGAGUGAACCUGAGGAGGAAGUGAUUGAACCUGAGGAGGAAGUCAGUGAACCUGAGGAGGAAGUUAGUGAAGAAGAAGUGAGUGAACCUGAAGAGGAAGUGAUUGAACCUGAGGAGGAAGUCAGUGAACCUGAGGAGGAAGUUAGUGAAGAAGAAGUGAGUGAACCUGAAGAGGAAGUCCUGGAACCUGAAGAUGAAAUAAGUGUACCAGAAGAGGAAGUAAUCACUGAAGCGGAAGAGGACGAAGGUGCUGAAUCUGAACCUGUGGAGGAGGUUGAAGCAGAAGUAUCAGAAUCUGAAGAGGCUGAUGUUGAUGUGGCUGAGCCUGUUGAGGAAGAGAUUCCAGAGGAGUCUCUACCUGAGGAGCCUGAAGAUGUACAGGUUGAAGUUCCAGAAGAGGCAGUUGAAGAGGAAGAUUCUCAACUGGAGGAAGAGAUUGUAGAAGAGGAAGACGAAUCUGAGGAGCCUGCGACUGAAGUGGAGGUUGAAGUUCCAGAACCUGUGGAAGAGGAGACUGAGGUUGCAGUAGAGGUCGAGGUCUUAGAAGAAGCAGAGGAGGAGCCAACUCCUCCUGAGGAAGAGAUUGUGGAGGAGACGACGGCUCCACCCUCAGAGAGCAUAAAGAUCAUUGUACCAGAAGGACCUGAUGAUGAAGGAGAUUUAUACUUCCCAGAACCAGAAGAGCAGGACAAUCUUCCUUUUGUGCCAAAUGAGGAUGCGGAGCCUGAAGAAGAACCAAGUGACCUUCAGCCUGUGGAGGAUGUCGUCAUAGAGGAGACAGAGGAAGAUGUUCCAGCGGAACCAGAGGUGGAAAUCAUAACCGACCAGCAGCCUGAAGAUCAAAAUGUAAUCGAAGCUGAAACAGAAGAAGGUGAAUCAGAGGUUGAGAUGGAAGAAACAGAAGAGGCAGCAGUUGAGGUGGAAAGCCAGCCUGCAGAUACAGAUGAGCCUGAGUCUGAGCCUGAGCCUGAGUCUGAGCCUGAGUCUGAACCGGAGUCUGAGUCUGAGCCUGAGUCUGAACCGGAGCCAGAAGAGACGGAGGAGGAUGCCUCAGAAGAAGAUACAGCUGAGGAAGCAGGAGAAGAGGAGGCAGGUCCUGAACAGGAGGAGGAGGAGAUCACCCCUACGGAGGCCCCAGAGGAACCACUAUCAACAACUCCAUCCAUUGACCUGGGACUCUUUGAGGUGUUCUUAACAGAUGAACCCUAUGAGGAGACUGGAGUGGAGGUUAUAGCUGAGGAAGGAGAAGGGGAAGAUGUGGUGAUGGAGACAGACACAGAAAUUGACACGUCUGAGAGUGAUUUGUCGGUUGAAACUAGCAUGGAAGAUAUUGCCUCGGAGAUGGACCAGGCAGAUGUUGUGAGCACAGAGACCAUUGACCUGCUUGGGUAUGGGAGUGGGUCUAGUGAGGAGCACCCUCCAUUCGAGACAACAGCCGCACCACCUCUGAAGUACUUGACCACUCCUUCUAUGACCACUGCAAGCCGAGGGAGAGAGCUUGUGGUGUUCUUCAGCCUACGGGUCACAAACAUGAGGUUCUCCGAGGUCCUUUUCAACAAGAGCUCAUCAGAGUACAGAGAACUGGAAAACAGGUUCACAGAACUGCUGCUCCCAUACCUCCAGUCCAAUCUGACUGGCUUCAAGCAACUGGAGAUCCUUAACUUCAGGGAGGGAAGUGUGGUGGUCAACAGCAAGAUGACCUUUGCCAAGUCGGUGCCAUACAAUGUCACAAUGGCUGUGCACUGUGUCCUGGAAGACUUCUGCAAUACUGCAACCGAGCGGCUGGACAUAGAGAUUGACAGUCAUUCCCUUGACGUGGAGCCUGGGGAUCAAGCGAAUCCCUGCAAGUUUUUGGCCUGCAACGAGUUCUCCCGCUGUGUGGUCAACCGCUGGAGCAGAGAGGCAGAGUGCCUGUGUGACCCUGGCUACGUCACGGUCGACGGGCUCCCCUGUCAGAGCGUCUGUGAGGUCAGACCGGACUUCUGCCAGAACGGUGGGGAAUGUGAGAUAAUCCCGGGUCACGGUGCGGCUUGCAGGAAUCGUGUCACCCAUACAUUACCUGGCCUAACAAGUUAGUCAGAAAAAAGAUAUGUAGAUUGUGACGUGAACCCCCAAAGACUUGGCACUACUUCUGAAGGACAGAAGACCGAGCGCAGAACAAUUACAUAAUGUCAUAAUGGGCAAAGGGGGCAUCACCCUUCUGACCAGCCCUCUCUCAUCAACACACCUGCUCUCCAGUUACUGUCAAAACCCAAGAAAGAACCAGAGCGAUUUUUCCUUUAUAUAAACCUCAGUGAACUCUCAUGGCAUAUGCUACCAUUGGACACGACAGUAAAUUAGGAGGAGGAUCCUACCAUCGAGAACCAGGUUUGACACUGCCCAGUUGGCUCUGCCUGUUGAAAUGGCACUCAAAAGACAGUGGGCUCUAAAUUGUUUUACUUGCAUGUUCUUUCUGUUUUGCAUUGUGACAUUUGUCAACAGAAGACUAAGGAAGCACCGGAAGUUCCGUUUUCCUCACAAUGAGGCAAUUAUUAAUAAUACUAUGGCUAAGAGGUCUUUCAAAUUAUUAAUAAUACUAUGGCUAAGAGGUCUUUCAAAAGGUUUUUUUUUUUUGUGAGUGUUGUUUCAAUAAUGUGGCAAGACCCUCAGUUUGCAUUAUUCUGGGAUUGACUUCUAUGCUGGAAAUCUUACAUUUCUGACAGGUUCCUAGACUAGACAUACAGAAUUAAUGUAGGCCAAAAGCCUGGCAACAGUAAAAGAGAGGCCUUUGAUUUGCAGAACUUACUGUAGGCUGUUGGCUCAGUCAUUAAGAGUAUUUUGCAAACUAGAACCAAUGAGAAGUAAUUAUAUAAAAGUGUAGCAUUUCAAUUCAGAGGUUCAUACGUUGUUAAGUACAGCUUGGA